Messenger RNA from Gambusia affinis (western mosquitofish), 2574 nucleotides. RefSeq names its product zinc finger protein OZF-like. Gene Ontology annotation, biological process: regulation of transcription by RNA polymerase II. The transcript has 3 exons. Gene Ontology annotation, cellular component: nucleus. Gene Ontology annotation, molecular function: DNA-binding transcription factor activity, RNA polymerase II-specific; RNA polymerase II transcription regulatory region sequence-specific DNA binding. NCBI's taxonomy places the organism in Eukaryota, Metazoa, Chordata, Actinopteri, Cyprinodontiformes, Poeciliidae. Bases 420 to 1952 code for a protein of 510 amino acids. The record is from RefSeq and is a predicted model, not a curated record.
GGAACCUAAAGGGCGGAAACUGUUUCUAGUGUAACUCUGCGUGGGACACUCGGCGGAAGUAAACAACAAGGUGCUAGCGGCGUUAGCUUCCAGGCUUCCGUCUGUCUACCGUCGGAUAGAAGACGGUUUUUUCUGUGUGAGCUGAAUAUUUCAGUGUCUGCAGUAACAAUAUCUUCGGUUCAGCAUCAGAGGGAAUCCAUCAUUUAUCGACUGACUGCUGCUGGUGGAGAAAUAUUCAGCAGCGUCGUCCUUUAGGAGGAAGAGAUCGAUAAUCGGCUCAGACUGCUGGAAAACCCAAAUCAUCUCAGAACCUGCCGGCGUCGGCAGAGAUGAAUGGCUGAAUACUGAAGAGGAAACUCAGGCCGUACAAACCUCCAGGUCCGUUUCUGACUUGGAAGAGUGGAACUCUAUGACCAGAGAUGAAAGAGGAAUCAGAACCACAGCAGAUAACUGAGGCAAAAGAGGAACCAGAACCUCAUUCAAUCAAAGAAGAACAGUAUGAACUAUGGAUCUUUGAAAAUGAAGGGGAGCUUUUAAUGAAGCAGGAAACCAACAACUCUAUGAUUCCUGUAACUCCUGCUGAUGACGAAAUAUUCCACAAUGGACCAGAACUGCAGCAGGCGAUGGAGACAAAAGAAGAACUGGACCCUGUACUAAUUAAAGAAGAACCAGAAUCUAUACAGAUUAAAGAACAGGAAGAACCAGAACUUGUACAUAUUAAAGUGGAACCAGAACUCAGUCCAAUUAAAGUGGAACAUGAGGAUCUAGACAGCGAACAGGAUGAAAAGCAGCUUGUAGUGAAGCAGGAACCUGAAACAUGUAUGGUUUCUCCUACCUAUAACCAACAAGAUAACAACGAACCAGAACCAAACAAGGACCAACUCCUAUUUGUGAACAACCCUGAAGAUUGCCAACAUCAGCCAGAAAGCAACCAGAAAGACUCAGGAUCAAGUGGAGAUAAAGAUCCACAGCCAGAGACUGAAAACCACCGGGACAAUGUGGACGAAUCAGAACCAACUGGUUUUAAAACUAAUUUGAUUUCAUGUAAGGUAUGCGGCAGAAGUUUUGGUAGGUACAGGUACUUGGUGUCUCACAUGAGAAUUCACACAAACAAGAAGCCAUUUUUAUGUCUGACUUGUGGGAAAGGUUUCAUCAGGCAACCUGACCUAAAAGUUCACAUGACACACCACACAGGGGAGAAGCCUUUCCAGUGUCUGACUUGUGGUAAAGCUUUUCCUAGGCAACCUGACCUAACUGUCCACGUUAGAACCCACACAGGUGAGAAGCCUUUCCAGUGUCUGGUUUGUGGUAAAGGUUUUAUCCAAAAAACCACCAUGUUGUGUCACAUGAGAACGCACACAGGUGAGAAACCUUUCCAGUGUCUCGACUGUGGUAAAGGUUUUAUCCAAAAAACUACCUUGAGGUAUCACAUGAGAACACACACAGGUGAGAAACCUUUUUCUUGUGAAUUGUGUGAUAAAUCUUUCCGACAGAGAAGUGAUUUGGCUUGUCACAUGAAAACUCACACAGAUGAGAAACCACAUUGUUGUGAAAAGUGUGGUAAGUCUUUUAGAAAGCGCAGCGAUUUAGCCAACCACACAUUAUCUCACACUGGGGAGAUGCCUUUCCCCUGUCUUACUUGUGGAAAAGGUUUUAAACAACAAUAUAAAUUGACUAUGCACAUGAAAGUUCACACGGGAGAUAAACCAUACAAUUGCGAAUUGUGUGAUAAAUCUUUCCGACAACGUAGUGAUUUGACCCGUCAUCUAAAAACUCACAAGCGUGUGAAGUUGUCGUCUUGUACAGUGUGUGGUAAAUUACUAAGUGAGUUCAGUAGUAUGCCUCGACACAUGAAAACUCACACUGGGGAGAAGGCGUAUCUCUGUGAAGUGUGUGAUAAAUCUUUCAUACAGAAAAGUGAUUUGGUUCGUCACAUGCGAACACACAGGUGAGAAUGAGAAUCAUUUGCUGACAGAUUAUAACAUUUCAGACAUGGAUCCUAUUGCUCCCAUUAUAGUUCUGACUAGAAAUGAGUGAGAGAAGCUGUGAAAGUAAAUGGCAUGAAACUCAACUCAGUUAAGAUCGUCUUGCUGUGAUGGGGUUAGGGUUAGGGUUAGGGUUAGGGUUGUUUCCCCCAGGCUUUAAAAACAACAGUUUCUUUGAAUCAAGGCUAAAUACUGACUUACAUAAAGUUAUCUAUGAUUAAGAACAACUGAAACAUUCAUCAAUGUAUUUGAUGUAUAUUUGCUUUAUUUUGAUGAUGGCAUUUAACAAAAUGUAGUUUAUUGCUUGUUUCAUAAUUGGUUAUGGUGUUUUUAUCAUAUAAAGAACUACAACCCUCCAUAUGCACUAUUGCUGAAAUUUGCUAUUCAGAAGACAAGAUUAAUUAAUAAAGUGUCAGUUGGGUACCUAGAUGUCUUUUCAUGGACUUGCCCAAUUUUCCGGUCUUUUUGACUUUAUGGUAUAAAACUGAUACUGGCUGAAUUAAUACAGUUUUGUCUCCUGAACUUUGGAACCUUUGUGUGAGCAUGAACUGUUCAUAUUUCAAUAAAUAAAUAAAUGAUCUGGAAAAGA